AUGUACGCGAAGUUUAAGAAGUGCGAAUUUUUGUUAGAGAAUGUGAGAUUUUUGGGCCACAUAGUGUCUAAGGAGGGAAUAGCAGUAUACCCAACUAAGAUCGAGGCUAUUCGGGAUUGGCGUCAACCUAAGAAUGUAGCAGAGGUUAAAAGUUUCUUGGGAUUGGCAGGGUAUUACAGGAAAUUUGUUGAAGAAUUUUCUAAUAUUGAUGCACCGCUAACCAAUUUGACAAGAAAUAAUCAGAAAUACAAUUGUAUUGAAAAGUGUGAGGAGAGCUUUCAAACCAUGAAGAAUAAGCUUAUAUCAGCUCCAAUGUUAUGUGUACCAACUGUGGAAGGGAAGUUCAUAGUAUACUGUGAUGCUUCCAAGAAUGGCUUGGGGUGUGUACUGAUGCAAGAUGGUAAAGUGGUGGCUUAUGCCUGA
Molecule: messenger RNA, 423 nt
Organism: Humulus lupulus (European hop)
Lineage: Eukaryota; Viridiplantae; Streptophyta; Magnoliopsida; Rosales; Cannabaceae
Exons: 1
Coding region: 1-423 (140 amino acids)
Source: RefSeq, a predicted model, not a curated record